Molecule: messenger RNA, 420 nt
Organism: Truncatella angustata
Lineage: Eukaryota; Fungi; Ascomycota; Sordariomycetes; Amphisphaeriales; Sporocadaceae
Exons: 3
Coding region: 1-420 (139 amino acids)
Source: RefSeq, a predicted model, not a curated record
AUGCGUGUGUCCAUUAUCAAUAUUGGUCUCCCUCUUGUUUCCAUCACCUUUCCAACUCUCGCCACCGGCUGCGCUGGCUAUGAAUACUCGUGCGUUGGUCGCUGCUACGUCGCGAACUACUUUUCCGCAAUGCGAUACGGACAUUUGCUUCUCUCGAAUGGCACGAGUAUUAACGGCUGGCCAAUUAAUUACACUAUUCCGCCCAACGCCAGUAUCGAGAAUGCAGCACCGGGGCCGUGGGGUGCCUUCCUUACCCUGCAGGAUACCGAGGAUUACUAUGACGGGACGCAAGAAAUCUUUGCAAUUGUGACGUGGGGCCAGUACGGUACGGGCGAGUAUGAUUAUGAGACUAGCAAUAUCAUCGAUAUCGGCGUAGACAAUGAUUUUGUUGAAUCUGACUGUGGGGGCCCGGAUGACUGA